AUGGUUGAACUUUAUUAAUAUUUUUGGGGGAGUGACAGUAUAAAACUAUUUAUCUGUAAAUUUGAAAAUUCUAGAGCUUGUAGAAACUCAAAUCAUUUUUAAGUUUCGAGUUUGUAAAAUAUAAUUAAAAAGAAACAAUUAUUUUCAUUGAUUUUUGUAUCAAUUUCCAAAAUAAUUAGGUGAUUUCUUGUAAGAGUUGCUUUCUACAUUUGGAGAGGCGUGGAGAAAAUUGCAUUUUAAAUAUAAUUUAUUUUCUAAAUUAUUAAAAAUGAUGGUUGAAUCGGAUGGUACAGCAGACGCAACCAGGCGUUUAAAUGUUAAAAAGCAAACUUUGGAUGAUGCUUACGCAGUACCAGCUAAUUUUCUUGAGAUCGAUGUCGCUAAUCCAUUGACCACAAUGACGGCUGGGAAAAAACGAUACACUGACUACGAAGUUCGGAUGAGGACAAAUUUACCUGUAUUUAAAAUAAAAGAAUCCAGUGUUAGACGCAGAUAUAGUGAUUUUGAAUGGCUUCGAAAUGAAUUAGAACGUGAUAGUAAGAUUGUUGUUCCACCAUUACCUGGAAAAGCAUGGAAAAGGCAAAUGCCCUUCCGUGGAGAUGACGGUAUAUUUGAUGAAAAUUUCAUUGAAGAAAGACGAAAAGGAUUAGAAGCAUUUAUAAAUAAAAUAGCAGGACACCCAUUGGCUCAAAAUGAGAAAUGCUUGCAUAUGUUCUUACAAGAAAAUACAAUUGAUAAAAACUAUGUGCCCGGAAAAAUUCGAAAUACAUAAAAUAAUGGCAAAAUCAAGUUACGUGGUUAUUAUAACUUUCAUUUUUUAUUUUUUCAUUUAUUUUUAUUUCUUCUUAUUUCAUUAUUUUAUCGGUUUUCAAAAUUUUUAAAAUCAUUAAAUUUUAUCUCAAUUGCCUUCAAAUUUAGAAAUUAUUUGAAAUAUAAAUUUUGGUACAACAAAAACUGUAUUUCAAGUUAGAAAAAAAAGAUCUAUAUAAAAUAGAGCUGUGUUAAAAAAGUUAGUCUUACUUUUACUCCAUCAUUAAAUACAUAUUAUUAAUAAAGAAUUACCGUAAAGGUACAAUGUUUUUUUCCACUUAGGUUCAAGAAAAAUUAGAGAAAAAAAGAAAUGCUGUUACUAAUUUUAUACAAACUCAGUGAACAUGUAUUAAAAUACUAAGUGAAACGAUUAAAAUCGUGAAAAUUUUUUGUAAAUUAUUAAUUUUUUUCUUGCAAUUAAGUGAUGAGUAUGCAUUCAAAGAUUAUCAAGUUGAAGUUUGUAUUUACCACAUUUAAUAACUUCAAAUUUUUAUAUUUAAUGUUUUCAGAUUUGAUAAAUAUUUCUUUAAGCAUAUGAGUUGUAUUUAAAAUUUUUAAAACUUUAGACUUUAAUCAGAUUGUCUUUGUAAAAAAAUUCGCUUUUCAAAAAUAUUAUUUAGAGUACAGAUAGUAUAUUAGCUAUUUUGUGAACGAAUAUAUUUUGUUUUACAAAUCAACACAGUUUAAAAAACAAGUUUUAAAGAACAAUUAGAAAAUCUUAGAAUAACAAAAAAGAAAAUUAAAUGAGAAGUUAUAAAUGGGACGCAAUUUUGUACAUAUUUAAAAUAUAAAAAUAAAAUAUAAAUUAUCAUUGUAAAAGUAUAUUAAAUUUAAAUGGAAUUAUUUUGUAAUUAUUCUCUUUUUUUUUUUGUAUAUGAAAUAUAUUUGUUCGCAAAAUUUGUUUUUACAUAUAAAAUAAAUAAAACCAAUAAAAAUUGUAUUCUCAUAAAAUUACCUAUAUAAAUUUUAUAUACGUUUAAAUAUUAUUAUUUUGAAAAUUAUUAUUAUAAAAUAAAUAAUGAAAAACAAAAUCAAAACAUCAUGAAUUCGGUUAAUUAUUUAAAAGUUUAGACAGAUUAUUUAGUUAAAGUUGAGAAAAUAAUAAUAAUAGAAAAAAAAACUUGAAAAAUGUCUGAAAAUUACAACGGUCUAAAUUAUAUUUUGUUCAAAUUUGUUGUAAUACCGAAGACUUAAAAUUAUUUUGUAUAAUCCGAAUUCAUAUUUUGAUAGUUUAAGCUUAAUUUAAAUUUAAUGUAAUAAAAAAAUAUAUCUUUAUUAUUAUCGUGUAAGUUAAUAAAAUAAAGGAAAUAUUUUGGGGAAUAUCAUUAUUAUUAUUAUGUACGA
This is a messenger RNA of Condylostylus longicornis, 2154 nucleotides long. It is a transcript of the gene Snx3, whose product is annotated as sorting nexin-12. Gene Ontology annotation, molecular function: phosphatidylinositol-3-phosphate binding. NCBI's taxonomy places the organism in Eukaryota, Metazoa, Arthropoda, Insecta, Diptera, Dolichopodidae. Gene Ontology annotation, cellular component: early endosome membrane; retromer complex. Bases 269 to 772 code for a protein of 167 amino acids. The record is from RefSeq and is a predicted model, not a curated record. The transcript has 3 exons. Gene Ontology annotation, biological process: late endosome to Golgi transport; endocytic recycling.